This is a messenger RNA of Epinephelus lanceolatus (giant grouper), 2819 nucleotides long. Its product is annotated as 7-methylguanosine phosphate-specific 5'-nucleotidase-like. Gene Ontology annotation, cellular component: cytoplasm. NCBI's taxonomy places the organism in Eukaryota, Metazoa, Chordata, Actinopteri, Perciformes, Serranidae. The record is from RefSeq and is a predicted model, not a curated record. Gene Ontology annotation, molecular function: 5'-nucleotidase activity; magnesium ion binding.
CAUAGUGUAAACAAACACCCAAACCUCCAGUCAACUGUAAACUGUAUAUUAUUUCAUUAUUAACACUCUAUCAUGUAUUAUUAAGUCCACACACCGUGUUGUUUGACGUUAUGUUCCUCUAACGGUUGUUGUCAGUCGGAGUUAACGGCUCGCGGACACGUCAGUUACCGUUUGAAGAUGAUAUACCAUGUUCCCUGGAUAUACACACCGGUGCGGACUGUCCUGGCAAUCUGGCACCAGCUGACUAAGACUGAGAUCCCAGAGCUGGCCAAGUGCUCGGUGCUGAUGAGGGAGCGCAGCAGAGUGGAGGAGACAAUGUACGCCAUGCAGCGGGCAGGUGCAGGCAGCCUGCAGGUAAUCUCCGACUUUGAUAUGACGCUGACCAGGUUUGCCUACAAUGGAAAGAGAGUUCCCACCACACACAACAUCCUGGAUAACCGGUUGUUGAUCGAUGAAGAUUCCACUAAAAAGAUGCGGGAGCUGUUGAACACCUACUAUCCCAUAGAGAUUGAUGCCAGCAGGACUGCUGAAGAAAAGCUGCCUCUCAUGGUGGAGUGGUGGACUAAAGUCCAUGAGCUGCUGAUUCAGCAGAGGAUCAGGAAGGACAUGCUGGCCCAGGCUGUCAAGGAGUCCAGCGCUAUGCUCAGGGACGGCUACAAAGUGUUUUUUGACCGUCUGACGGAGCAGCAGGUCCCUCUGCUGAUCUUCUCGGCUGGUGUUGGAGACGUCCUGGAGGAGGUGAUUCGACAGAACCACGUCUUUUAUCCCAAUGUCCGCAUCAUCUCCAACUACAUGGACUUUGAUCAAACUGGGGUUCUGAGAGCCUUCAAAGGCCAACUGAUCCACACCUUCAACAAGAGGGAAGGUGCUCUGUCACAUGCAGCUGGCCUCAGGGAGCUGCAUGGUCGACCCAAUGUGUUGCUGCUGGGAGACUCAUUAGGAGACCUGACCAUGGCUGAUGGCGUGUCUGAGCACGAGAACAUCCUCACCAUUGGCUUCCUCAACGACCAGGUGGAAGAGAGGAAAGAGUCGUACAUCAACUCGUUUGACAUUGUGCUGGUGAAGGACGAGACGAUGGACAUUCCCAACGGUAUCCUCAGAUACAUUACCUCAUCAAAAGACAACAAGUAAGACGCACAAGACGGAACUUCAUUGCAGCAAACAGACUUGUUCACUCCAUUCACCAUGUUGCAUGCUGGACAAUCACACAUCACAACUUACCUCAAGCCAGAACUUGAAACUGGACCUUUUUAUCUCUUUAUUAUUACACUCUUAACUGUUUUGACUGCAUAUUAAAGCUACACCAAAGUCCAGAACAAUCUGUGACUUAUGCUUGUAACGUCAGUAGAGGGCAGUAGAAGGCUGGGCAUUGAUUUAACUGUUGUCUUCCUGCUGUUAAAUUUGUUUGAGGGAAUGCUCAGGAUGUCUUGAUACAAACUUUACCACCAGAAUGGCAGUGUGCCACAUUCACAGAACUCAGUGCAGGUAGAUUUUAUAUUGUCUUGUUUCAAAUCCAUAAAGCACAUACAGUACCAGCAGCCCUCCCUCUAAAAACAAUUCAGCAACCUUUUUAAAAAGGCAGUAUAAACAACUACAGGGUGUUCUUCUAAAUUUCUGUCAAAUUCACUCCUUUUAACAUGAAAAAAAGUUGUGAUUUUUACUUUGUUGUUUUACAGUAUGAGGAUAAAUAUCUUUUACAUUAAGCUUUUGUAAGAGCAAAGACAUAAAACACAUUUUGUAAAUGUGUCUUUACCUGCAAAGUGUCCUCACUUACAUUGACAGGUUCUGGUGUGUUUUGUGCGUACUGUAUACUACCUCUUCACACAUGAAUCAUCUAACAUGACAGUCUUUAAGCUAUUGUAGUUGUUAUUAAGUCAGUUGUUCUAAACUUUUUCAUUUUUGAAGAUAGACAUGCCAUCAUUUAACACAGUGCUACAGUAUAGCAGUAUUACCAUUAUUAGUGUUUCCAGCUGUAACACUGACUAUGUUUACAUGCACAAAAUGUUCCAGUUUUCGCCUCUUAUUCCAAAAAAAGACAAUUAUUCAACUGAGCUGUUUACAUGGUUAAUGAAAAUGAAUAUUCUUCUAAUAUUCCUGUUAAAUGUAGCCGCAAAUACUCCACCCCAGUUGAGAUGCAUAGUCCAAAUACGCUGUCUGUGUGUGCAAACAAUGCUCCUAAAACUCAAAAAUACUACAUUCGAGAAAAAAGAAGGCCUAAUACUUAAUAUCCAAACAGAAUAUACUGUUUACAUGACCCGUAUCAAAUUCAGUACAAAAAUAUUAUCUUAUUUGGAUUAGAAGUGGAAUAUUAGUCUGCAUGUAAACGUAGUCACUGUGGCUGCUAUAAAUUAGAUCUUAAUAUUAAGCUAGUUGCACUUUACCGUAGGUGUUGAAGAAAAGACGAACAUGGACUAACUUAGCAAAAGGUAUAGUAGUACACAUUUUUAAAUCUCGAUUGGAGUUCCUUUAGUAUUGUUGAUAACCCAGGUCUCCAACAGAAAUUCCAUGUCAGUGAUGGUAUUGUAAAAAAUGACAACUAUCCUUUAAAUCAACAUUUUUAUGUCUGUAUGCCACUAAUAGUUAAUUGUAAUGCAGUCUUAUCAUAAGAUGGUCAUUAGAUCAGUGAAUCAUGGUGCCGCUUUUAAAUUCUAUUAGAAAUGCAUCAAUAUUAAUAAUACUUGCAUUAAUAUAUUUUAAGUUACCCGAAUCCAAUAGUUCCCGGCCAAUAUCAACCAAAACCAAUGCAUUUUUAAGUGUUAGUACAUAUGCAAGUCUACAACGUGUUUAGAAGUUCAGGUAUAUUUCUGUGUUAAUUUCCU